UAUCGUUAUUGUGACGGUCACGCUGCGUGCUGAGAAACUGUUGACUAAAUGGCGUACAUAUGACUGUUUUUUGCAUUUAACUGACUUCUCGAAGUGCACGUGAAUAUGUGAGGCCCGGCAACUCAGCUGGGACAAGUAAAGCACACUCGCGAGUUUUCCAAUUGAUCUCCGGGCCAGGUGCACUAAGGAUUCACAUGUAAAAGACAGUCGAGUCGAGAAAAAAACAAUUGAAAGUGACUCCCAUUUGCUGCCGAUGAGUGCCUCUUUCAUACUUCCAACUAACGAAAUUAUGCUGCGCGGACGUUGAAUUUGUUGUGCGAGCGAUUGUCAGGUGCCUGCGAAUAGGCUCAUUUGUUUAUUUGGUUAUCUCCGUCUCUCUCCGACACCGCCGUCUUCCAAUUGCAUCCGCUGCUGACGUUGCUAAAAUGGUCUCCCUGAUAAAGAACCAAUUGCUCAAGCAUUUGUCCAUCUACACAAAGAACCUCUCCUCGGACAAAAUCAACCUGAGCACCUUUCGCGGCGAGGGAGAGCUCUCGAACCUGGAGCUGGACGAGCGUGUGCUCACCGAGCUGCUGGAGCUUCCCAGCUGGCUGCGCCUGACAUCGGCCUGGUGCAACCAUGUCUCCUUCCGUAUUAGCUGGACCAAGCUGAAGAGUGUGCCCAUCACACUGACGCUGGAUGAGGUGCGCAUCACCAUCGAAACCUGCAAUCCUAUGACACGCGAUGCAGGAGGCGGAGGAUCAGGAUCUCCUGCUGCCGCUGCCGCUGCCCUGCCACAAGUGCCCCAGGGGAAGUACAGCUUCAUCCACAAGGUAGUCGACGGCAUCACCAUCGUAGUCAACACUGUGAACGUGAACUUUGUGAGUGCCGCAUUCAACGCCUCGGUGCAGAUGUCGCGCAUUCGAGUCGAGUCAAAGACUCCCAAGUGGGCCAAUGCUGACCUCCGUAUGACACGCCUCAAGGACGCCCAGAAGGGUAUAAUACUGAUCUUCAAGGAGCUCUCCUGGCAGACCGUGCGCAUCGAGGCCAGCUCUACUCAGGACAAAUCGCUGACCCCCCUGCGUCUGCUCACGAACCAUGCCCGUUGCCGGAUAACCAUUCGGAAGCGUUUGGCGGACUGUUCGCUGCUCGCUUCCCGCCUGGUCCUCAUCCUGGACGAUCUUCUCUGGGUGCUAACCGACUCGCAGCUGAAGGCGGCUCUGCAUUUUGUGGAUUCCCUGUCGGGCCUUAUCAAGGCGGCCACCCAUGCCACGCAAAAGACAAAGGCGGCUCGCAAAAUGCAGACCCUGCCCGAGUACAAGGCCCAGGUGGAGCAGCAGCAGAACCGUUUGUCCGAAUCGGCCCACACAACGACGGCCCAGCGCAUGUUCAAUGCCUUCGAUGUGCGCGAGACCUCGUACCACUUUUUCAGCCAGCGCAUCGAUCUGCAUCUCUGCGACGACGAGGGGGACGGGCGUUCUAGCUAUCCGGAUCUGGACAAGGGGGGCGCCCUGCAGGUCUCGGUGACGGCCUUCCAAGUCGACUACUAUCCGUACCAUCUGGCCAAAUCGGAUCGCUCGCACUGGGCCAAGUACAAGGAGGCCUCGGUGGCACCAGCGCUGUGGCUGAAGGAGUCCCUGAAUGCCUUCCGUGAGGCAGUGCUCAAUUUGAGCCAGCCCAAUCGGCCGGCCACACAUGCCCCGCUCGAGCGUAGCACCCCGGCCUCACCCAUUAUGCUGAACGCAAGCAUGCUGAGCUCCCAGCUGGGCGGCAGCGUCUCCAAUGGCAGCAGCACCCCCACAGUGGCAGCAGCUGGUUCUGGUGGAUCCGGCUCCGGCUCUGCCUCCGCCAGCAGCCAAAUGUCACAGGCAGCGCAGCAGCGCCAUACCCUGGAAAACCUGGCCAAGCUGAUGAGUUCGUGCGUUAUCCUGAGGAUCGAGGACUUUACCCUGUAUCGCGUGACUACGUCGGGCAAGAAAGCCAUGCCAAAGGAAUUCGUCUCAGCACAACAUAAAAGGAAGAGCAAAUCGUCAGGCGACAAGGAUAGGUAUUCGUUUCCCGCCGAGAUGCCCAUCAUCCAUGCCGAGUAUACGUACUUCUACUACCCCGGAGACUUUGUCUUUCCACUGCCGCCAUCGAAGAUAUUUGUGCAUGUGAAUCCGAUUCAGAUGCACUUCGAUCUCGGCUCCAUUCUCUGGCUCAACUCCUUUGGCCUGAACCUGCACGAGAGUCUUCUUCGCACGAGUGUUGGCUCCCAGAACACACUGCAGCAGCAGUCGCAACAGCAGCAACAAAGUGCACGCGGCUCGAUUGCCUCCAAUGGCUCCUAUGGCACACAGAUGGCCGCACUGAAUGUAGAGCAGGAGCCGAAUCUGAUGUACAUGGAUGUCAAGGUGGAGGCGAUUAUGCCGCGUGUCGUCAUGGAGGCGGCCCUGGAUGCGCCCAACCAAAAGGACCGGCCCAAGACGAUGCAGAUCCAAGUGUCGCGCUUUGCCCUAACCAACAUCCGUGAAAUGGGAAGCUCCCGGGCGGACUUGGCCCAAGCUCUGCACUCCCUGCAGGAGGGCUCGCUGGUCUUCGGUUCGGGCUUCCCGUCGGUCGAGGGUGACAUGUGCAUUGUCACGGAUCGCAUACUGUCCCAUGUGGCGGCCUCAGAUGUCAGCAUGAUGUCGCCCAUGUCGCCGGCGGGUGCGGCGGCCGGGGGCGGUGCUCAGCAGCUGCCGCGCUCCGCUUCCACUCAGUACCUGUCCCGCUAUGUCAUGUGGCUGGAGCCCAGGGACGUGUGGUGCAUCAAGCUGGAUCCGGUGUGGGUGGAUUUCCUGGGUUCUCGCUCGCUGGGACCCAACAAAUCUAUUCCCUUUGUUGAUGCUGUGCCCAUCACGCUCUGGUUGCAUGCGGGCUCCGCCCAGGCACAACUGGAUUUGGGAAAAAGCGCCACAGCCAGCAUGGAGAGCAUGGGACUGGCACCACUGCCAACGCUUCAGCCCUGCAACCCCUUCCUGAGCGACGAGGAUGUGCGUGUCGAGGCCAGCCCUCCUGCUGCUGCUGCUGCUGCUCCCGAUCGCACUGCGGAUAUGCAUGCCAUAGCGCACAUCUCGAAUCUGGUCAGCCUGCAGAUCGAUCACUACCAGCUGCUCUUUCUGCUGCGACUCGCCGAGGAGCUCAAUGAGAUGUCCACCUUCCUCAAUCUGGAUGCCGAGCGCAUCCUGCAAAAGCAAAAUGAACAAAACUCGAUUAUUUUUGGCUGCGUUGUGCCGCAAAUCGAGGUGACGCUCGUGAUGCCAUCGCCAACACCUGGUAAGGAAUCAAGUGGUGGUGAUGCUGAAAGUGUCGUACCCGAUUCAGCUAGUUUGGGUGACGAUUUACACAUGAAUAGCGGAAAUAUCACCUGGCCCACACCACCGCCGUUGGAUCAGCUGAAGAGCAAUGCAUUUGGCAGCGUUGAGUCGCCAUCGCCUGUCACCAACGAUCCGCCCCUUUUUGACAGCUGCAUUCAUACAUCUAAUCCCAAUACGCAUGGAUACAAUGUUCAGAUACAGAGCACCCCCACACUGGCCUCUUCCACACCCAGUCAGGGAUCUCGUCCCGAUACGGGCAUCUCCACGCAAUCGCAAUCCGUUUCGUCCGCAUCCGCGUCGAAGAGCGGCAAGAGUACCGCAGGCCGCUCUGCUGGUGGAGGCACAGACACCGUCCCCAGUUUGACGAAGGAGAUCAACUCGGGCCUGCUGUCCAUGAAGAAGGGCUUCUCCAGUUUUAUGACUUCCAUUGACUCGGCCAUCAAGUCGGGCACACCCAACGAUGAUGCCAGUGAUACCUUCUCCACGCAGAGCGACUUAAGCUCUGAUUCGGAGAACUUUGCCAGUGUCAUGGGCGACGACAAGACCAUGGACUGCAUGGACGUCAUGUUUCGCCUAAAUCCCUUCACCACCGACAACAAUAUGAAGGCCUCUCCGGUGGAGGUGGCCAGUGAGGUGUACGAGGAACCGAGCAGCUACAAGACCAAUAUGUCAUCGCCUUCGGAGCCAUCGGAGGGCAGUACCUGGCGGCGCCGCGAUCUUGUCUCCAUGGCCACAUUUAGAUUGACCACAGUGGAGCUGAUACGGCAGCAGGAAGGACCAAAAUCGUCGGUUCGUUUGCAGGUUGCUGCCGUUUCCUGCGACGAGUGCGGUGCCAUACCUUGGGAUGAGCUGCAGAUCGCGCAUCAAGCAAACAAGACCAAAUUUGGAGCGCGUUGUAAGGCCUGGAAUCUGGCCCCAUACAACCCAGAGGCUCCGCCCUGCAUACGUCUACGCCUGGAGGAGACCCUUAACAUGCCCAACCAAAUCGAAGGCAUCAUUGAUCGUAAACGUAUCCAGAGCUGGAUCACUCAUCAUGCCGAGAUUCGUGUGAAAGACAUACAUUUGGAUCUGUCGAUGAGCACCGUAAUUGGAUUGGGCGAUCUGGCUGAGGAUGAGGUCAUCUGCCCGCCCAUGCCCGUCACGAUAAAUCUCGAAAAUGUUCGCAUCAACUUGCUUGAGGACCGUCCACCAGUCAAUAUUACUUCACCGGGUCCAGUUCCCAUUAAUCUGUGCAUCGGACGCAUGCGUUUGGAGCGUGAUCAAAGCGGCCUGCUGAAUAUUCAGCCCAUAGAUACUAAUCUGAGUGCCGGGCAACAUCAGGCGCUGAGCAGCGCCUUGUUUGGGGCGCCUCGUGAACGCGAUCGGGAAUUGCUCUCCAUGCAGCUGGUUAUGCAGCAGAUGAAACUUGACAAUGAUCAGCUGCGUAGGCAGCUAGUGGACUCCAAAGUCAACACAGAAAGCUAUAGACAAAAGACCAAGCAGGAAAAUGAUGUGCUGCGUUCAUAUUUGAAGGCCGCCCAAGAUGACAUAAGCAUACUGCUAGAAGAGAAGAAAGCGUUGUUGGACACCAUACGAUCCUUGCAGCUACAGCUGACCUCAUCGAAUAUGAGCCGAAAGAAUGAUGGGAACAGGUAGCACAACUGCAUGGACUGCAUGCAAUGCUGCGGUGAAAACAACAAUGCCUAACGCUAGCGUAUGCCGACAGUCAGAGAAACCCCAUGACGUCCUCAACAUCAUCGCCAUUCGAUUUUGAGUUUUGCAGAAGACUGAGCCGUACCGAACACGGACAAUUUUCACGUUGCCGUUCGUCAUACUUACUUAUUAAAAAAACUAUACGUAUACUUUUACAUACAUACAUAUAUCAAUAUUUUAUCGUUUUGAAGCUGCAGUCAGCUUUUGCUAUGUUCCAAAGAAU
Drosophila obscura is the source of this 5232-nucleotide messenger RNA. Its product is annotated as UHRF1-binding protein 1. The transcript has 18 exons. The coding region runs from base 426 to 4952 and encodes 1508 amino acids. The record is from RefSeq and is a predicted model, not a curated record. Lineage: Eukaryota; Metazoa; Arthropoda; Insecta; Diptera; Drosophilidae.